AUGCCGGUAUUGGAAGACGACACGGCUAAAACGCGAAAGUUUUUAAAAAGACGCCUUCAAACAGAUGCCGCCUUUAGAGGAUAUGAGAAAGAAGUGCAGCACAUCCGCGAUCUACUCUAUCGAACGGCCGAAAAUGGUGAAUCAAACAGUGCUCUCUUAUUAGGCCCCAGAGGAUGCGGCAAAACUACGCUUGUUACUUCCGUUCUGAUAGAUUUACAAAAAGAGAAAAGUUUUUGCAGCAAUACGUUGAUUGUUUACUUGAAUGGAUUCUUGCACACGGACGAUCGGUUGGCCCUGAAAUCGGCAACAUCACAAAUGAACUUGGAGAAUGUUGUUGAUGGCAAGGUUUUUGGAUCAUUUGCUGAGAACCUGGCAUUCUUGCUAGGCUGCCUCAAAGCGGGUGAUAAGAAAAACUCGAAAAGUGUAAUAUUUAUUCUGGAAGAAUUCGAUUUAUUUUGUUCACAUCACAACCAAACAUUGUUGUAUAAUUUAUUUGAUGUUGCACAAUCGGCUCAAGCUCCAAUUUGUGUACUAGGAAUAACCGCGCGAUUGGAUGUUAUAGAGCUCCUGGAAAAGCGUGUGAAAUCCAGAUUUUCUCACCGUCAAAUCUUUUUACUUCCGAUGGAGGAUAACUUUGCAGGACGAGUUCAGCUGUUUGGAACACUUUUGAAGCUACCAACUGAAAAGGAAAUGAAAGAAUACAAUACGGCUACAAAGCUAAAAAGUCAGCAAAAUCACGAGAUUCCUCUACUGCGCAACGUCUUCGAUCCUAAUGAUUUUAGUUUUUCUUCCAAAUGGGUGUCCAAAUGGAACAAACAUUUAGAUGCACUAGUUUCAACGCCAAGUGUGGUAUCCAUAUUGCAAAAUAUGUAUGAGUAUGAAGUUCUUGAAGGUCCUUUUAAGAGCUUUCUUUUUGAAUUGGUCUCCGAAUUGAGCGAAUCUAGUCCGCUGAUAACAGUCGAACAGAUUCAGAUGUUGUACCAGCAGUGUAACAAUGAUGAUAAGGUAGUGUUGCUGUGUGGUUUAUCCGUAUUGGAAAUCUGUCUCCUGAUCGCAAUGAAACAUCAUUCGGAAAUAUACGAUCGUGAUCCGUUUAAUUUUGAGAUGGUUUUAACUCGGUACAAUAAAUUUGCUAAUUCUAGUUCCACCAUGCAAGGCAUUGAACGAAAUGUCAUACUGAAAGCUUUUGAGCAUGUAAAAAAUUUAGAAUUGAUUGCACCGAUUAGUAGUGCCGCUUCAAAGGUGCAAAAAGAAUAUCAGCUCCAUCACUUACUGCUUACAUACGGACAAAUAAAUCAAGCGAUCCAGAGAUCGCAGAACUUGCCGACUGAGAUUAGCCAGUGGGCCCAACGCUUGAUGGUUUAG
Messenger RNA from Sabethes cyaneus, 1365 nucleotides. It is a transcript of the gene Orc4, whose product is annotated as origin recognition complex subunit 4. NCBI's taxonomy places the organism in Eukaryota, Metazoa, Arthropoda, Insecta, Diptera, Culicidae. Gene Ontology annotation, cellular component: nuclear origin of replication recognition complex; nucleus. The record is from RefSeq and is a predicted model, not a curated record. Gene Ontology annotation, biological process: DNA replication; DNA replication initiation. Gene Ontology annotation, molecular function: ATP binding; DNA replication origin binding; ATP hydrolysis activity. The transcript is spliced from 4 exons. Bases 1 to 1365 code for a protein of 454 amino acids.